Rubroshorea leprosula is the source of this 1446-nucleotide messenger RNA. NCBI's taxonomy places the organism in Eukaryota, Viridiplantae, Streptophyta, Magnoliopsida, Malvales, Dipterocarpaceae. The record is from the annotation of a GenBank genome assembly.
UAAAAGUGCCUAGGGAGAUGUGUUAUAUUUUUUUGUAUCAGAAUCAAGGUUUUGCUAAUACAUUGAUCUACCAUGUGAGUUAGAGUCUAGUGUCAUAGGAUUAGAUUUUUGCCUAACCAUUAAUUGUGCUAUUUCUUUGUUCGUAUCAGUACCAAAGGAGAAAGAUGAGUCAGGGAGACAAUACUUCUACUCCUACUCCUACUGAUGACGUGAAUGCCCGAAUGGAUGUAAUGCAAAAAGCCAUUACAGACAUGAGUUCUGUCUUUAGGGAUUACCUUCUACACCAAAACAACAAUAAUACCCAACAAAACACCAGUGGUAACUCACAGCAAACAGUGGACUCAAGGGAAGGAAAUGAGCAGUUGACACUGGUGAUGCAAUUUCAGAAUAUGAACCCGCCUAGCUUCAAGGGAGUCCCUGAUCCUACUGUGACUGAGUCUUGGGUCAAGAAACUAGAAAAGAUGUUCAAGUUGCUAAAGUGUACUGACGAGGGGGAGAAGGUAACAUGGGACAAGUUUGUUCAGGCCUUCUAUCGGAAAUAUUUGUCUAAAGCAGUGUUGGAAAGAAAGGAAUUGGAGUUCAUGAAUUUGAAGAAGGCAAGGAAGUUUCAGAAAGGGUUGAAAGCUUCCAUUAGGAACAAGGUGGUUCCUCAAAUGUUAAAGAUUUAUGAUGAGGUCUUAACCACAGUUCAAAUAAUUGAGCAAGAUAUGGAUGAGCAAAAGAUGGAGACUCAUGAUCAAAAAGGCAAAGGCAGGGCUACUAACAACCAGCCUUUCAACAAGAGGUGCAGUAAGAAUCAUGGAGGGAAGGAAUGCUAUUGGAAGACUGGGGCAUGUUUUAAGUGUGGGAAGACGGGUCACUUGAUCAAGGAUUGCCUGAUUCUCAAGGGAAGGGUAGAGGGUAGAGUUUUGCUUGCCGAUCUGAUUUUGUUAGGAAUAGUGGAAUUUGAUGUCAUACUUGGUAUGGAUUGGUUGUCUACCCAUUAUGCCAUGGUUGAUUGUUAUGAGAAGGUGGUUACUUUUUCUGCUCCUAACCAGCCUAUGAUUUGGUUUGAAGGAGAAAAAGUUGGAUCAUUUCCAUUACUUCUUUCUUGCAUGCAAGCUGAUAAAAUGUUGCAGCAUGAAUGUUAUGGAUAUCUGGCAUAUGUUUUUGAAUCUAAAGACAAGCUAGUGUCUGUAGAAGGAAUUUGGGUAGUGGAAGACUUCCCUGAUGUUUUUCCCAAAGAGUUGCCUGGGUUACCUCCAGAUAGGGAGAUUGAAUUUACUAUAGACCUUGUGCCUGGUACUUCACCAAUAUCCCAGCAACCUUAUAGAAUGGCCCCAACAUAAUUAAUUGAAUUGAAAAAGCUGUUGCAAGAGCUUCUUGAUAAGGGGUUCAUUAGACUCAGUACUUCUCCUUAAGGUGCUCCAGUUUUUUUUUUGUAAAGAAGAAAGAUGGCUCACUUAG